Anopheles merus is the source of this 8645-nucleotide messenger RNA. RefSeq lists its product as uncharacterized. The transcript is spliced from 4 exons. Gene Ontology annotation, biological process: apoptotic process; regulation of apoptotic process. The record is from RefSeq and is a predicted model, not a curated record. The coding region runs from base 1845 to 3170 and encodes 441 amino acids. Lineage: Eukaryota; Metazoa; Arthropoda; Insecta; Diptera; Culicidae.
GAGUGAUUAGGAGUGCGUGUGUGCAUAAGAGAGAGAGAGAGAGAGAGAGAGCGAGAAAGCAAGAGAUAGAGAGAUAGCAGAGCGCGGCAAGCGGAACGAAGUAGGAAGUGAAAGAAACAGAAGAGGCGGUAAAGUUUCGGUUGGUGAUCGCGGCUCGCCCCAAAAGUACGUGUUGGAAAAGUGUGCUCCCCCUCCCUCGAUGAACCCCCGUGGCCUCCCAUGGUCAGGGUUGGUGCAGAGUUGCUUUGGUGAAAAUGCUGCCGAGCUACCGUGCCCAGUGGAAAAUGUCUGCGGCUACCGUGGAUUGAAGGCCUGCUGCUGCUGCCCGUGUGCCUGCACGCAGAUUUGCGUCCGCUCUGCUGCUGUAAAAUGUACCUGUGCACGCGCCUCCGUUACAGUCUGAACGGGCAUAGCCGGUGGUGAAACGGUGGUGAAGAAACAGGAAAAUAAGCAAAUUGGUGUGAAUCUCCCCCUCCCCAAUAGCAGGUGUGUGUGUGCGUGAGCGAACGGAGCUGAAGGUGACAGUGGCUGAAACAUUGAUUAACGGGCGUCGAGGUUGACUUCGUCUAGAAAGUGGAUUCGCUGUCUUGUCAGGCAGUGUAUAGAGCAAAAAGAAAAGCGAAAAAAGCAGCAUAGUGCAAGUGUGGUUCUGGCUGAGCGAGAUUUGGUCCAGCAUUGCGGCAGGAGUUGCUGCUGGCUAGUGCUGGGUGGGUUCCGUGCGCUUCAAUAUCCCACGUUGCGUUCGAAACCACCGACUUGAGGGUGCGAGGAGACGAACCCGACUCGGUAGAGGGCUGGUGGGUUGCCUGCUGCUAAAGGCGUUGGUGGUGGCCGUGCUGGUCGGCAGUGCUGUGACAGCGGGAGGGGGGUGACGGGGAUGAGGCUUGGAGGAGGAAAAUUCUGAGGAAAACAACGACCCGCAGUGCGUCUGCGCGCUUCCGAAUGAGUGAAAAGCGAUGAAGUGAACUGCCCUUCAGUGCCUGCCGCACACAACACAUGCAAUAAUACGCGCACACACACACGGGCACACACUCACAGCAUAGAAUCGUUCAUACCUAUACUCCCAAGCUGACACUAGCUGCCACACCGACACACUCACACACAUACACUCGCACAGACUAGCUAACGAGUGUCGGACAGCGCCUUUGCGCGAGGACGCAUCUCAGUGGUUCAGGGAAGGGGCAGGGAGGCGGCAGGAUAUUCGAAACUCGAUUCAAUCGAUCGUUCAAUUCGAACAGUGCGUGUCGGCGAUGGCAGAGUGCUCCAGUGAAGCGGGUCGGCGCUAUCUUUCACCGCGCUACGUCGGAGGCGCUGUACGGUAGUGCGCUCGCGAGGGGCCGUGGCCGGAAAAUCCGAGCGUUUCGAGGACCCGUGCGGACGGGUACGCGGUGGGCCCGCGGUACGCGCAGGUUGCCGCGGUGUUACUGACCGGUGCACGGACACCAGCCCGGAUCGGCCCUGGUGCAGUGGGGCGUGGAGCUUGUGUGUGCGUGUGUGGGCUAGUGCGGGGGAGGGGGGAGGAGUGCAGUUCCGCGUGUGUGUGUCGACGGAUGAUGGAGCCGGGCGUAGCGGUCAUCCCAUCGCCUGCACUGCCGUCGUCGCUGUCGUCCGGACUGCUGUGAGCAUAUUGGGGCGGAUUGGCGUGUGUUUGCGGAACUAGGCGGAAGGAAUUAGCUAAUCACGCGGGGCGACCGCCGUCGUGCUCGCCGCUCGACCGUCCUCCGGCGACUACAAUUUCCGGUGGGCAGGUGCCGACGGAUGUCGCGUUUAUCGCCAGCGAGUGUCGAUGCAGCGAGGGGGCUCAAAACAGUGCCCCCUAGGUCACUCUUUUGAGGCAUGUCGUAAUGGCAAGGGAGGAGUCUCGUGGCAAGAGGCCUUUAAAAAUCUGGGACAGUUGGCGCAAUGUCCGUAAAGGUCUCGUAGUAGGUAGCUUCGAGGAGCUAAUAGUUAGAGGAAAAGAUAAAUUAGGAGUGCCAGCCUCCGAGCCCGUGCGAUUGGUGUUGGAAUGCGAUGGCACACAGGUGGAGGAUGGCGAGUAUUUCAGGACGUUAGCGAAUAAUACCGUUCUGCUUCUGCUGCGGCAAGGUGAACGUUGGUAUCCUACGGGUGUGGAUGUAAUUAAAGCUGCAAUAUCAGCAAUACCAAAGAUCGUUUGCGAAACUAUACAUGCAUUGGAGCUGCAGGAUGAAACACCCUCCUGGAAGAUUAUGGAUAACAAGGGUCGAGUCACAGUUGUGUUGCAUUGGGAUCAGCGGCAAGGCGGCGGCCAAGGGGGCGGCGGCGGUGGCGGCAGCAGCAGUAGCGGAGGCCCGGGCGGUUCCAGCAUCGGGCUAAGCAACGGUCCGACGUCGGACAAGUUUUCGCCGUCGAAGAAGAGCCUGUCGACGCAGAACUCGAUCGACAAGUCGUCCGUGUCGAGCCAGCCUCGCUUCCCCAGUCCGCAAAUUACCGUGAUCAACCACGAUGAUCCCCAGUCGCAGAUGUACCAUUCGGCCCGGCGGCUCUCCAAGCAGGGCGGCUCGUUCGACAGUGCGGUCGGGGCGGUGCACGUGCACACGCCCGAGUGUGCGCACCACGCGCACAUGCCUACGCGGGCCGGCAGCCCCGGCGCGACCGAGUGUGACUUUCACUGCUGCGCCCUGCACGAGGAGGGACGCAAGAUUGCGGUGCACAAGAAUGUGGCCACCUCGCCCAUACAAGACGGCUCUGCCAGCCCGCAGCCGCCCCCGAGCAGCCUGUCGGACAGCCGGCGCACCUCCACGACCAAGGGGCACGUGCGCUUCCUGGACAUUGGGCCCGAGCGGGACAGCUCCGAGAGCGAAACGGAGAACACCGUAAUGGAGGACGAGACGGUGACGUCCGAGAAGUUUCUGCUGCUCAUCGACCAGCUGUCCGUCGACCAGAAGCGGCACCUCAGCAUCAAGGACAUCGGCAUCAUACUGGAGCGGCUGAGCUCGAAGAUACUCGACGUCGAGCGGUUGGAUCGCGAGAGCGAGUCCGACGAUUGCUACAACUGGACGAUCAAGGCGACGAUACGCGGGGACGCGCUGCGCGAGCUAGGUGUUAUUUACAAUGGAAACUAUUACGCAAUAUCAGAGCAUCCGGGCUACAAGGAGGAGAACGAGGAGAACGGCGAGGAUGCAGAGGAAGAGGACGAGGAUAGGUUAUAAAAUCCGCAACCUGGUUGCUUGAGCGGGAGCGGCUCGCGGUUGCAGAUAAGCCCUCUGUAAGCCACCGAAUGUUGGUCAAUGCGCCCUGUGUUGGCAGGCCGCGCACCACCUGGUGCCGGUGCGGUGCGCGCCAUUCCUAGUGAUUAUCUUUAUAUUUAGCCGCUAGUAGCAGCGCCACCCAUUUGCCGCACCACCUGGUUCACUUCUGGCCAGGGGAACCACUCCACCCCCCCCCCCUUCCUCCUCCUGCUCCCUCCCACGGAGGUAGUGCUCUCUGUGCUAGGGCGGGCAAUUGUUUUGGAACGGGGUGGAAUUCAGGGAACGAAAACCCUAAUAUUAGCAUAUUAGCUAUGUUUGUGUGUAUGUGUGUGUGUGUAUGUGAGUGUGCACGUGUAUGCCGGAGAAUUUUGUACCCUUUGUUCGAGAGAGACCGAGUGCGCUACAGGAGGGAAGGGUAUUGUAGGCGGAAGCAGCAAUCACACGGACAGACAAACCACACCUCCUCACGCACACGUAGCAGCAAAACAAACCGAAAAGAAACACCUCCAACUACUGUGUAGCAUUUUGUACGGCGUACGAUUCAUCGUUCAGGAUCGGGCAGGCGAUCGGUUCCUCGAUCCGUAGUCGAUUAGCCAGUCAGUCGCAUAAAACGAGCUGGUUGAGAAGGGGGAGGGGGGACGGCAAACAAGUGCCAAAGGAGAAGUGACAGAUUCAUCACCCCAGUUCGGAAAGGCGGGUGAAACGAAGACACACACACACACACGCUCAACAAUUGCAUCAAAUUGCUCCAGUUUAUCCACCAAGUGCAGUUCAAGCUAAAAUGCGCCAGCGAAUGACCUGACUAGGCGAAACAAACACAAAAAACUUGGUUAUUCUAGUUAAAAAAAAAAAAUGAUAAUUAAACCCCCUCCCUCUUCACAAGGAAAAACACACACGAACACACACACAAGACAACACAAAACUGGGCUAGCGCCAGAGUGAGAACUCGUUAAUAUAAAGUAAAACUCGAAUAAAAACCUUACAAUGAUAAACAAAGCAAAACAAAAGUAAAGUAAACGACGCACUGCACGCCAUAAUAGCCAAACUAUAAGGCAUCAAACAAAAACAAACUUAAACAAAAAAAAACAUGAACAUAAUAAAAAAACAACAACCGGCAUGAGUGUAGUAGAAAAUGAGAACAAUGUUUUUAAAAACGCUGCCAGUUACGAAAGUAAAUUAUAACGAUCAAUAGUGACAAACAAAGAUGUCGAAUUGCGAAAAAGUGGGAGAGAAAACAAACAAUGGAAGCGAAUAUCAAACACGAUAGACAUUCGUAUCGUUACAAGCGAGCAAAACAAAAAAAAAAGAAAAGAAAUGCCAAAGGUGGUGUUGUGAAGCAGAGCAAACGAAUAAUAGAACACAUUCAAAUGUUAUAAUGAUCUGCAAUCACAAUACAAACGAAUUGGACUCAGAAGAGGUGAGGGCUGACGGAGGGACAAAAACAAAACAAAAAAAUAAAUAAACCGCACAUCAUUGUAAUCAUUACCUAGAAGAGAAACUAACGAAAAAGUAUUACUAAGCUGUGGCGAUCGAAGGGGUGGUAGAGUAUAACAUAAAACGAAGCAAUUAAAUUAAACGGAAGAAGCAGAGAAAAACAGAACAAAAGUCAAACUUUAAAACUGGCACUGUGAAAGAGAAGAAAACUAAGUCAUAAAGAAAAUCCACGAUCCAUACAAACGAAAUAUCGUAAACGGACGUCGUAUGGUCGGGUUAGCUUGUUAUUAAAAACAAACAAAAACCUACAAAAAGUAUAAAUCAUUGGAUUGGACUUGAACCGGGAGCGAUCGUGUAUCGAACAUUUGUAGUUGAACGAAAACAAAAAAUGAGAGUAAUAAAACCAGUGUGCGAAUGCAACAAGAGGACAAUUUCAAGCAAGUAGGGUAAACAGCCGUACUAGACUAGAUUUAUUUGUAAAGUAUAUAGGAAGUGCAAGUGGAAGCAGGAGUAACGGGAAACCAAAAUACUACUUGCACGAUGCCGUUAAAACACAUCUAAUUCGAUGAUAGAAUUUGAAUAAAUUUCAAAUAACCGCAACCCCAUACUAAGAACAGCUGGGCGUGAUUUAAUUUAAUAAAAAAAAAACACUUAGCAAUCGUAAACCGAUAGAGACGUGCUCGUUAGUGGCAAAAAUACACUGACACACAGAAAAAGAAAACCAAAACCAAACAUGCAACCCUGAUUAGACAGGCAACGGCUGGAUCAGCUCACUAAACAGCGACACAAACACACAAAAAAGACACUUAAUAGUACGAAAACCUUUAAUUGCAAAAGAAGAGUCUCAGUUAAGGCAGUUGUUAUAAUGAGUGAAUACAGUUGAACAAACAGUGACAGCAGCAGAGGAAAAGAAACGCUACAGAGACAGAAGUGAGAAACAUGGACAAAAAAAAAACAAAACAAAACAAAACAAAAAGUAAUAAUAAAUAAUAACAAAACUAUAGAGCUCGGCAGCCCGCAACGCAACUACAAACGUGCCAUCAAGGACACUAUGGUAAUCUAAUUGAGUAUUUGAAGAUAAUCGUACAACAUGACACCUUUUCCCGCUCCAGUUCCCAUUCCCUCCAGAAAAUUAUACGCUCCCCUAAAUCCUCAAAACAAACAAAUGUAAUGGAAAACAAACGACGUUCUUACUUGCACCACUACCACAACACGAGAGUUUAAUCGAACAAACAAAAAAAAAACAAGAAAAACCCCAAAUAAAACAAAGAUUUAGAAAAAAAACAUAAAUUGCCUAUCAAACUGGGUGGCAAAACAGAUAACGCAAAAAACACAAAAUAAAAAACAAAAACACACACAACCACACACUAACCAAGAUAGGGUUCAGACCCAGCACAGGUGUAUGCGAUGAAUGGUAUAUGGUACGUUGCUGGGUACUGGAACCGCUUUGGGUAAAAUAAUAUAUAUUAUAUUAUUGGUAAAUGAGUAUUUGCAGCAGAUGUUAUCAUCGACGGGGAAAUCGUUCAAUGAUUAUGCUACAAGUAAACUUGUUGAAGGAGUCGUGUGUUAAAGGAGGAGGAGGAGGAGGAGUAAAAAAAGUGCAAUAAUCAGUCAGACACGUCAGUCACGCGUAUACUUUUUUCGGUGAAAAUACGUACACUGCGAGAGCAGUAAAUCAGUGGGAACCAGCCCCGUUUGGAGCUGGAGGUUGCCAAUCAGGACGCAGCAGAUAUUUACGUUUGGCUGUAUUUCUUGUUUGUACACUCACUCACCCCCAAACACAUACACAUACAAACACAAUGAACACACUUAGUGAAAAUGGCAUUGUUUGGUACCGGUGCAGGAGGGAGUGGAAGCGUUUUGCGCCUCGAAGUGGCGAAACACUGUAUGCGCGGUGGUUUCGGAAAAUUGGAAUCGAAAUAAAAAAAAACGUAAAUGUAUUAGAAAGUAUGCACAUAUGCACAUAUUGCUGUGUAUACGUGUAUGUGAAAUUAUGCAUGUACAUGUGUAUAUUUGUAUGUGUGUGUGUAUGUGUAGAGGUGUAUGUAUGUGUGCGAUCGAGGGGGGGGGGAGAUGUCGGUCGAAAGGGGCGAGCUUGAAAGUGGAGUAAUGCUGGACUGGGUGCAAUCUGUGGUAGUUUUGGGGCGUAAUACUCUUACCGUUUGCCUCUAAAGUUCACUACAGUUGCAACUGAUCAGGCUCAAAUGCGUACAUAGGACUACACUGCGCAACGUCUGCACCAAGCGUCUUCUUUCCUCGUAGUUCUGGUAACGGUUGCUGCUGUUAAUUUGCAUGUGCGUGUAUGUUUUUAGGUAACAGUCUUCUUUUCCAUCAACUAUUAGACACGCACACACUUACACUCAGACACAAACAGUACCUGUGUAACAAAAGGUUGCAGCGCGAAGGCUAUUUGCAUGAAUGAAGGGCUAUUUGCAUGAUAGUCCGCUAGGGGACGGAAUUUUACGUUUAUUCGUAACAGAAAAGAGCCCCCAUCUCCUUGACGCAUCGUGAAGUAGAUUUAUUUACUUUUUAAGUUAAUAAUAGUGUACCACUGCCAUUAGUUAUCAUAUAAAUCGUAUCAGGGUCGGGAAGAAUCUUUUUUUUUAUAAAAUUAUGAUUAAAAUGUCUAUAAUGGUUUUUAAAGGUGUUUGCUGUUAUUGAGCCUUCAAAAACUUUUAUUUGGCCAAUAAUUUAUAUUAAAGGAAGUACAAACACUCCCACACGCACAUUCAUUACUUACGCAAGAGCACUGGAACAACGUUUGUUCAACGUAAAUGCAUUAUCGCUAAAGAAGCAUCUGCAGUUUAGACGCCUUAGGUCGGAUCAUUGUCAACGAGAUUGUGUGUUCGCUUCAAAAACCUGUUUCGUGAUUGACUGCCAGUAUUCCUAUCUUUUGUCACCUCAAUUUGCCAAAAAACGCAUGUCUGCCAAUUAUCUAUCCUGUGCCAAAUGCUACAUGUGGUCUGAUGAAGGUAGAGAGUCGAAGAAACUUUUUUUGCCUAGCUCGAGGAUAUUUAGUACGAUAAUAAGAAUAAUGGCUUUUGUAACUUUUGUAUGUACCGGCUAUCCGUUUUUAUAGUAUUAAUUUAUUCUUGAACGAUUCAUUGAAUGGUAUGGAUUGGUUUUUUUUAUCAGAUGCUCAAGGAUGUUCGUAACGAAAGUGAGUUGAGCUUCAUCAAGAUCUACCGGCAGCACUCGAUUCGCCACACCACUGGCUAAGAUUACCUGUUUUCUCUUUGCUCUGUAAUCAGAAUCAGGAGUGGAAGUAAUAAGCAAAUAGUAACAAAUCUUGUCACAGUGUACAUGAAUGGAUACGUUACUUUGUUAAUCCAUUGUAUGUAUAAUGAGUACCCGGUUUAAAACAGUAACAAGCAAAACUAAACAAUCUUUAUCAUCGGUGUAGUUGUGUGUUGAGUUCUAAUAAAGCCGUGCGGAGAUGGCUUCCGUCACUUUGGUUGCUACUGUUUCUUGCAUGAUGCAACGUGCACGCGAAACUUCUUACCAUCUACCAGUCUACAGUUUGAUGGAAUUUAGUUACAAUCUUACGUCUCCUUCUCUACUGUGCAGCAACAAUAUUCCAGACAGAAAAAUGGAAAUUUUAUACGUAUUUAUUUUUGCUUGAAAUAUGUUUAAGCCAUAUCCAAUAACGAACCAUCGUGUUCGGUUUAAAUGUUAUCGAGGCGUUGCUCAAAUUAGCAGGAAAAUACACACGCCAAGCAACGUGACUAAUACAACAAAUCAUUGAAUACAUAAAUAGGUACUGAUUCGUAAAACCAAACACAAAAAGAACAUAUUAAUUUGAAAGCAGGUGUGGAAACGUCAAGUGAGAAACGGCUAAUACGUAUGAUUCCGACAAGAGCGGAACGAUACAAACGAGCAACGUACCUAAGUAGGAGGGCAAAUCAAUUGGCAAGCGAGCAGUAAACCCUGCCCAAUGAUCGCGGGAAAAUCCGAUGUGUUGUGCUAUCUUGUCCCGGUGAAAGAAGGGCACCGGGAAUUACA